AGUCCAGUGUGUGCCGCUGCUGUUUUUGUUGUCAGGUUUGCCCGUUGAUGCUGUAGACCAAAUUAAAAUAUAAUUGAUUGAAAAUGGUGGGCUAUGGAUCGGAAACGGAGGGGGACGAGCAGGAAACUCCUCUUCUUCAACGGAGGCACGAAGACAAAGUACAGAGGGUCUCCUAUUUCUCUCUCCUCCUCCCUGUAGCUCCAGUCUGCUGUUCAUCACGCUAUGGCCUGGCGCUGCUCUCUUCCUUAGGCUUCUUUGUGGUAUACUCCUUGAGAGUGAACCUUAGUGUGGCCAUGGUGGACAUGCUUAACACCACCCGCGAUUCCAGCACCAACCACAGCGUCUCAGUUUGUCCAGCUCAUGCAAGCCCCCCUCGACCCAAACACAACCACACGGCCAGAGUGUACAACUGGGACUCAGAGACACAGGGCUGGAUCCUGGGCUCAUUCUUCUACGGCUACAUCCUGACACAAAUACCUGGGGGCUACCUGGCAGGCCGCUUUGGUCCCAAGUGGCUGAUGGGUUUGGGAAUCCUGGGAACUGCAAUUUUUACGCUGCUCACCCCUAUGGCUGCUGACCUGGGUGCAGGCUACCUCAUUGCAGUUAGAGUGCUGGAAGGUAUAGGAGAGGGAGUCACUUUCCCUGCUAUGUACUCUAUGUGGGCAGCAUGGGCUCCACCACUGGAGAGGAGCAGACUGCUCACAAUUUCAUACAUUGGAGCUCAACUGGGGACAGUAGUAUCGCUCCCUCUGUCGGGUGAAAUCUGCUUCUACUUGGACUGGACAUAUGUCUUCUACUUGUUUGGUGUCGUCGGCGUGGUGUGGUUUGUCCUGUGGGCCUUUUUUGUCUUUGACAGUCCAAGUACUCACCCACGGAUAUCAGAGAGGGAGAGGAACUACAUCACUGCCUCACUCAAGAAUGAGCUGUCCACUUCAAAAGGCGUCAUCCCCUGGAAAGCAAUAGUGACAUCUAGACCACUGUGGGCUAUUGUAGUAGCUCAUUUCUCUUAUAACUGGACCUUCUACACCCUCCUCACCCUGCUGCCUACCUACAUGAAUGACAUCCUGGGCUUCAGCAUACAGCAGAAUGGCAUGCUGUCAGCUCUUCCUUACAUGGGCUGUGCUGUGUUUGCUGUACUAAGCGGUCAGUUUGCUGAUUACCUUCGGGAAACCCUCCUAUACCGCACUGUUGUUGUCCGGAAGGCUUUUACACUAGUUGGUAUGAUUGGGCCAGCAGUGUUCCUUGUGGCAGCAGGUUACACAGGCUGUAACUACACCUUGGCUGUAACCUUCCUCACCAUCUCCUCCUCUCUGGGUGGAGUUUCAGCCUCUGGAUUCAACAUCAACCACCUUGACAUUGCACCUUCGUACGCUGGUAUUCUUCUGGGAAUUACCAACACCUUUGCCACCAUACCUGGCAUGGUAGGACCGGUCAUAGCAAGGGCACUCACCAAACAUAACACCAUACCAGAAUGGCAGGCCGUCUUCUACAUUGCUGCUGCGAUCAACCUGUUUGGUGCAUCAGUCUAUACCAUGUUUGGUCGAGGAAUGGUGCAGCCUUGGGCCGUCCAAUCAGGCUACUCUCAUGGAGACUGAGGAACAGGACCCAGACUUUUUAACAGUUCAAGCUUGCCAGAUGGAUAAGUCUCAAACAUAGGCUGAUUCGGCAGGUAUCUUUAUCAAGGGAUGUUCCAGCUGUGCUAUUAAUUUUAGAGCACAGCUAACAGUGAGUAAAAAGCCAUAUUACACUCUUUGUUCUUUACUGUAGCUGGUUCUCGAGGGUCUGUAGACAGAUGAACUUACAUCUGGACAAAGAAGACUGCAGUUAAAAGAAAGUGAAAAUUUAUCAGAGACAAAAUAAUGACUGAGAAGAACAAACAAUCUUAGUUGGUUUCACCAAAGAGAUGUAUCACAGAAAGCUGCUUUUGUGGAAGCACUAUCAACUUUAAAUGAGAAAAAGAAAUGAAAGGCAGUGAGCUUGUAUAGCUAAAAUCUGUCUGGUGGUCAGGCACUAUGUAUACCAAGGUAAAUAAGCUGUGAAAGACAAAAUAGUUCUCUUCUGGUGUUCAGGUUUGUCUGUUAACCAACCUACUAGGCUUAGUUGUUAGUUUGUCUCUAGAGCACUUUGCUUUAUCUUUUUACACCGUUGAACUCUACGGUGUGCAACACAAAAUUUGCUAGUUUUAAACUCAUACAGUGCCAGUAAGUGUAGCCUUUAAAAAAUUUGGCCUAACAAUGACGAACAUGACGGCUCAACACUCACUCUUUCGAAAAUGGCUUUAGCACGCACAAACACUUGCCUUAUAGUGAAGUCUCCUUACGAUGAUUUUAAAGCUCUUUGUCUUUCAUAUGAUUGAAAAUGGACCAUUUUGUAAUAUUGUGAUGUUUUAUGUGUGCAACAACAUGCACUGUCUUGAGUAAUGCUCAACGGGCAGGCACCCUUUUUGUAUCUGGUGGUAGCCUCUGACUGAAAGCAAGGGUCAAAAUAUUUUGUGUUUGGAACACUAAGAUGAUUGGAACGAGUGAAUAUAAUUUUCAUUUAGGGAAAUGAAGAAGUGAUGUUCCUGGUGACAUUACUCAGUAUACAGAAUUUGCACUUUCUGUGUUAAUUCUCAGGUAUCUAAUGUCUCAUAAUGAUAGAUAAGGAUGUUUGUUUAAUUUUAACAUAUGAAGUGAUCUACUUUAAACUUAUGUUUGUUUUCAAGAUUCAAGUUUCAGCCAAAUCAGAUCCCAUUUUUAAAACUGUUUAUAGCAUAGCAAUGCCAUAUAGCAGUGAAGUUAAAUGUUUUUAGAUUAGUUUUUAGUCUUAACUGUACUUAUAACCAGACUUUUUCUUUCAUAUAGAAUUCACUUUUUUCAAGUCAAACCUACAGAAUAACAUAUGCUUUAUGUUUUACCGUCUUACUAAUUGAAACAAGUUGGAUAAAUCAUAACAAAUCAACAGGGAAACACUUAGUUUGGUUGUAGUUGUUUUCAACAAGAUGCAUCAUCAUCCUUAUCUUCCCAGUUUCAGAUUUAAUGCACUUGUGCCUUAUAAAAAUAGCUGAAACAGGCUGUAUGAUUAUGGACUUUAGAUUCUUUCUGUUGAUAAAGGGGUUCUUUUUCACUGUUUUUUCUAUUAUUUCAUGUUUACAUUAGUGUUUAUUUACAUAGGAUAAAGGGACUGUGCUGAUGGUGACCAUUGUAAAUCUUCAGCUUGGAAAUAUUGCAGAAAUGUGACUAAAAUCACUGCCCUGUUUACUAUAAAUAUAUAUAUAUAUAUAUAUAUAUAUACUCACAUACAGCUGUUUUCUCAUCUGGUACUCUCUUGGGUAAUUACUGUGUUAUUCCAAUUAAAUGAAUUACUGAAGUAGUUUCCCUUUUUAAAUGAAUAA
This is a messenger RNA of Cheilinus undulatus (humphead wrasse), 3373 nucleotides long. RefSeq names its product solute carrier family 17 member 5 (gene slc17a5). Gene Ontology annotation, biological process: monoatomic anion transport; transmembrane transport. The transcript has 11 exons. Gene Ontology annotation, molecular function: transmembrane transporter activity. Bases 84 to 1595 code for a protein of 503 amino acids. The record is from RefSeq and is a predicted model, not a curated record. NCBI's taxonomy places the organism in Eukaryota, Metazoa, Chordata, Actinopteri, Labriformes, Labridae.